Messenger RNA from Helianthus annuus (common sunflower), 2760 nucleotides. Its product is annotated as protein ENHANCED DISEASE RESISTANCE 2-like. The transcript has 22 exons. The record is from RefSeq and is a predicted model, not a curated record. Gene Ontology annotation, molecular function: lipid binding. NCBI's taxonomy places the organism in Eukaryota, Viridiplantae, Streptophyta, Magnoliopsida, Asterales, Asteraceae. Bases 208 to 2490 code for a protein of 760 amino acids.
AGGAUAUCAUUGUUAAACUUAGCAUCGUUGACAGAUGUCCCACAUUUGGUUCUCAAAUCCAGCCUUAACCUAGAAGUCGACUAAUAACUCUUGUCAUCAACAUUCAACAAUCCAAUUCAAACCCUCAUAGUUUCCCCAAUCUUUCAAACCCCACCCUCUCUCCUCCAUCUUCCACCACAAUCCCAACAAUUCUUGAAAACCCCACGGAUGAUGGAAUCGCCACCGGUGACAAAAAGGGGAAGUGGGUCAUCGGAAAGUGGCGGAUCGGAGAGUGGGGCGGAGGGUCGAACCCGGUUUGAGUAUUUUGGGUGGGUUUAUCAUCUGGGUACCAAUUCAAUUGGGCGUGAGUUUUGUCAUCUCAGGUUUCUCUAUAUCAGAGGCAAAUAUGUUAUCAUGUAUAAGCGUGAUCCCCAUGAAAACCCUGGCAUUAAACCAAUUAGGAGGGGUGUUGUCGGGAAUACACUUAUGGUGGAGGAGCUAGGACGAAGAAAGGUCAACGAUGGUGAUCUUUAUGUUAUAAGGUUUUACAACCGUUUGGAUGAGGAAAAGAAAGGAGAAAUUGCUUGUGCUACAGCUGGAGAAACACGAAAAUGGAUGGAAGCAUUUGAUCAGGCAAGACAACAGGCUGAGUAUGAGCUUUCUCAAGGUUCUACUAGAAACAGAUUGAAUGUGGAGGAUGAGAUUGAUCUUGACGGACACCGGCCUAGGGUAAGGCGAUACGCGCAUGAUCUAAAGAAGUUGAUAAGAAUAGGACAUGGUCCAGAGACACUUGUCAGAAGAUCAUCAAACUUGGGUAAACAUCAAAGACCGAGUGAGUUCAUGGAAGGUGACGCUGCGGAUGCAGUUGAAGCACACGAGUGGAGAUGUGUCCGUACAGUCAACGGUGUCAGAAUCUUUGAGGAUGUGUCUGACCAUAAGCCGCUUAGCAAAACCGUACUUGUGAAGGCGGUUGGUGUUGUCGAUGCAAGCCCAGAUACGGUUUUUGAGGUUGUUUUGAACCUUGAUCGACUUCGGCGAUACGAGUGGGAUUCAUUUAGUGGUGAUUUAGAACUUGUAGAUUCUUUAAACGGGCAUUCUGACGUUGUGUACGGAUCUUAUGAUCCCAGAUCGUUAAGUAGUCACAAACUGAUGUGCUGUUCUUAUAGGUGGCAGUCUAAGCGCGAUUUCAUAUUUUCUAGACAAUGGUUUCGUGGACAAGAUGGGACAUACACAAUUUUGCAGUUUCCUGCAAUACACAAGAAACGACCUAAAAAAUCAGGAUAUCGGCGGAUAAAAAUAUCUCCAUCUUCUUGGGAGAUCAGGAAUCUAAGAGGUUUGGCUGGAUCGAGGGGUCAUAGAUGUCUGGUAACGCAUAUGUUAGAGAUUGAUUCAGGAGGAUGGUUUAAAUGGAAGUGUUAUCAAAGCUCGAAGUUUGAAAAGUCUAUUCCUUACGCCUUGUUGAACCAAGUGUCAGGUUUAAAGGCGUACAUCUCAGCAAACCCUGCACUUACAUGUGAAUCAUCGACGACGCUUGUGGAUACGAAAACAUCCGAUGUUUCCGGAUCAAUUAGUGAGUUCGAGGAUGCAGAUGACGCCGAGGAGUUUUACGAUGCUAUUGCUGCUGACUCGUCAUCAUCUUCAGACGAUGACGAAGACGAUAGCGAUGCUGAACUUGACAGCAAGGGCCAGAGAGUGAAGCUGAAGAACGUUUCAUGGGCUAUUGCCAGCUUGGCUUUAAAGGCGAAGAAAGCUAUGGAUGGCAACAAUGAACUAGAUCAUAGUGUGGAUCCGGUUAAUUUAGAUUCUAGCGAAUUUUGUGGUUCGAUGCAAAAAGGGAAGGGCGAGAGUGAUUCCAAUUGCUGGACAUCUCCAAGUGGUGCUGGAUUUAAGAUUCGCGGAAAGACGUACUUGAAAGAUAGUGGCAAGGUAGCCGGAGGGGACCCCCUUCUAAAGCUUAUAGCAGUUGACUGGUUUACACUUGAAACUCCCAGAAGUAAAGUGGCUUUGCAUCCCAAAUGCCUUGUGCAGUCGGAAGCUGGGAAAAAACUUCCAUUCAUCCUUAUUGUGAACCUGCAGGUUCCGGCUAAACCAAACUACAGCCUAGUUCUCUAUUAUGCCGCGGACAGGCCCGUAAAUAAAAACUCAUUGCUGGGAAGGUUUAUUGACGGGAAUGAUGCAUUUCGUGAUGCAAGAUUCAAACUGAUUCCAAGCAUUGUACAGGGAUAUUGGAUGGUGAAACGUGCAGUCGGGUCAAAAGCUUGCCUAUUGGGAAAAGCGGUGACUUGCAACUAUUUAAGGCAAGAUAACUUUUUGGAGAUUGAUGUAGAUAUUGGGUCGUCAUCUGUUGCAAAGAGUAUUAUUGGUCUCGUUCUUGGAUAUGUAACAAGCCUCGUUGUUGAUCUUGCAAUCUUAAUCGAGGGAAGGGAAGAAAAAGAACUACCCGAGUACAUUCUUGGAACUGUUCGGCUAAACAAAGUGAGGCUUGAUACCGCUGUUCCUCUUGAAAACUAAUGGUAAAACUAUGAUGGCUAUGAUGCCACUCUCGGUGUAUAUGAUGUCACAUAAUGCUGUUAUUAUUGAGCUCCUGAUAACACCUCCAACAGACAUGAACCGCCAUGAUCGGUUAUAUUUUGUGUCCAUAUGUUUACAAUCUUGAGAAACAAUGCCCAUCUUCAUGCUUUUAUUGGGCCUUAAACUCUGUGAUUAAAUGAGUUGCAUUGCUAAAUGUUUACAGAAUUCAAAAUCAUCUUGCUUUUCUUUUAUAUAUACUCGGUACCUAUU